GGUAAGAGGACUGCUCGGAUUCAGUCUUGCUAGCAUCUCCAGUGUCUGGUAUGGCAUGACUAUUUGGAGCUAUACGAGUGCCUGCUUUACAGAUCCAGGCUCUCCAGCCGGCACGCUCGCCACUGAGUCUGCCAACUACAACGCAUUGCCUCAGGACAGGCUUGAGGAUGGACCAGAUUUUGCCACAGUCACAGUCAAAGAUGACGGCAGCGAGCGAUUCUGCCAAAAGUGCUGUUCGAGAAAGCCUGACCGGGCACAUCACUGCAGGUCAUGUCGGAAGUGUGUCUUGAAGAUGGAUCAUCAUUGUCCCUGGCUCGCGACUUGUGUCGGCUUCCACAACUACAAGCAAUUCAUCCUCUUCCUCAUCUACGUCUCCACCUGGUGCAUAUUCCUAUGUGGCAUGACAGCAUGGUUUCUCUGCGAAUUCUUCUCGCUGAAUGACCCAUCCUCAGUCGAAGACCAGUUUUGGCCCAUGUACGCCUCUCCAAUCAAGUAUCCUUGCUCAUCAACCAGAAAUUGGAUCGUCCUACUUGUUCUCUCUGGCGUCGUUGGACUCACAGUUGGUCUCUUUUGCGCAUGGCACAUCUCCCUUGUCCUGCGUAACUAUACUACAAUUGAAUACCUAGAGGAGACGCGCUUCAAGGGAGAUACCCGGGCUUACCUCACCGCAGCCACACCGGCGGGUGUCUUCAACAUCUUUGACUUGGGCUAUCGCCUUAAUUGGGAACAAGUUAUGGGACAUGAGCCUCUCUUGUGGUUUGUACCAACACAGCCCAGGUUAGUGCUGCGAAUCACAGAGAGGAGUGAAUGUGCUGACAAAAAUAGGAUCAGGGGUGACGGCUACAGCUUUGCAAUAUCGACCAGAGCGACAGAUCGCCUGAGAGAAAGAGAAGCUCUGCAUUCCUUCGAGCCGAUCCGACGACUUGAGCCGCGCAAUGAACUAGAGAUGUCUGACUAUAGAGAGUCGCUGGAGGUGUAGUCAGCUGUUCUAAUACUAAUUCUCAUGACUUGACGCGACGCGACCCAAUUUAGCGCAACGACCACACAGAUAGCUCAGCCUUCUUUCUUCUCCCUUGGCAGACAGGGUACUG
Protomyces lactucae-debilis is the source of this 1091-nucleotide messenger RNA. Its product is annotated as DHHC palmitoyltransferase-domain-containing protein. The transcript is spliced from 4 exons. NCBI's taxonomy places the organism in Eukaryota, Fungi, Ascomycota, Taphrinomycetes, Taphrinales, Protomycetaceae. The record is from RefSeq and is a predicted model, not a curated record. Bases 56 to 979 code for a protein of 307 amino acids. Gene Ontology annotation, molecular function: palmitoyltransferase activity.